AGCAGCACUCCGAAGAUGGCCGGAGUGUUUGAGGUGGAGGUUGAUGGUGUAGAGCACGACCAUGGGUUACAACACCACAACCAUGGGUUACAGCAUCACGAUGAACCGCACCAGUUUGAUGUGUCCAAGCUUUCACCAGAAGAAAAGUGGAGGGUGGAGCAUGCAAAAAUGCAUGCCAAACACAAAGGUCACGAGGCCAUGCACGCAGAGAUGGUGCUGAUCCUCAUCGUCACACUUGUCGUCGCACAGCUAGUCCUCGUGCAAUGGAAACAGAGACAUCCAAAGUCAUACAAUCUGGUGACUCUGUUCCAGAUGUGGGUAGUUCCUCUCUACUUUACUACCAAACUGCACUGGUGGAGGUUCCUGACCACGUGGUUUAUCUUCUCUGUCAUCACAGCGUACAUCUCUUUCCGUGCCACUCGCAAGCCACUAGCCUGCACCACGCCGAGGUUGGUGUAUAAGUGGUUCCUCCUCCUCUACAAGAUCAGCUAUGCCACGGGAAUAGUUGGCUAUAGUGUCGUCAUGUUUACACUUUUUGGUAUAAACCUAAUAUUCAGGAUAAAACCAGAGGACGCGAUGGACUUUGGCGUUUCACUGCUGUUCUACGGGCUGUACUACGGGGUCCUGGGGAGGGACUUUGCAGAGAUGUGUGCAGACUUCAUGGCUUCAACUGUUGGGUAUUACAGUGCAUCUGGCAUGCCAACCAAGCACCUCUCUGACAAUAUCUGUGCUGUGUGCGGUCAGCCCAUCCUUGUCGAUGUCAGUGAGGAGGGGAUUAUAGAGAACACGUAUAGGUUAUCCUGCAACCAUGUGUUCCAUGAGUUUUGCAUAAGGGGCUGGUGCAUCGUCGGAAAGAAGCAGAUGUGCCCGUACUGCAAAGAGAAGGUGGAUCUGAAGAGGAUGUUCAGUAACCCUUGGGAGAGGCCACACGUCAUGUAUGGACAACUUUUAGACUGGCUCCGGUACUUGGUGGCCUGGCAGCCUGUUAUUAUUGGAUUUGUGCAAGGCAUCAACUACGUCCUCGGUCUGGAGUGACCUGCGACUGUCACAACAUGGACACACACCCCAUACGGAGAUGAUAUGCACUGGCUCAAAAGACUGAGUGCCUAACAUCGAACUAAAACACCAAUUAAAAUUGUCUAUACUUUUUUUGUAUAUAUUUAUAGGCACAUACUCUCUGUAUUUACAGUUCUUUUGAAUUUUAUUGGUAACCUGAAUUUGGAUGUCUUAUCAAUUUCCCAGGAUUUGCUUCACACAGCGUUACACCUUGAUGAUUGGUUUGUGCAACUUCUGGCCUAGUAAAGUGGUUCUAAAAAUCAUUAGAGAGGUGCUUUUUACUGAUUUAUGUCUUAAGUGUUUGUUAAUUAUUAGUUCAACGGUCAUGCUGGAGGUUUUCAUCCUCAUGUCUGAUGACUCUCGCACACGAGUAAUAAAGAUUGAAUGGAAAUCAACGCAAGUAAUUGCUCCCUGGGCCUCCAAAGUACAUUUACAGUGUCCACAGAUGGGGUACAUCUUGCCGCUGUGUAUCUUAUGUAAUCACUCGUACGGACUCAAGUGACAACAGUGAGUUUCCUAUGUGCAGCCAGUCAUGCAUCGUCGUCAUGGGGGAAAAAAAAAAAGUGCUAUUUGUAGUUGAACAGAGAAUUCCUCAUAGAGCAGUUGAUAAAAAGGAACUGUUACAGGAUUUCAAAAUGACCUCACUGUCUUCGUGGACUCUUCUAUACCAACAGAUUUACUUUGACCCUUGUGCUAUAUCUGUGUCACUAAGUUUCUAUGAGUGGAGGAAUGUCACUGUCCAAACGAGCUCUUCUGUUUUCAUUCCCACAGUUCACCGUUUGUAUUUAAAUUGUAAGUCCACAAAAAACAACUCGCCUGUGGUUGUAUCUUGCCUUGUUGAUAGUUCUGGGUUUUCGGCAGCUUUUCUUCUUGGGAACUACUUUCUACAAAAGAAAUGGUUCCUGUAAAACGUGUGUGUUCUGUAGAUUAUUCUAGAUGCCUGGAGUGACAUGUUGCUGUUUUUUUUUUAAAGGUAAUUUUUUAAUGCUGAGCACUACUAACUAGAUUGAACUCACCUUUGUUAUAUUGUGGUGGUGGCUGAAAUCGCAGAGAUGUCCCAAAGCCUGCCUUCUAAAACCCAAACUAUCUGCAUAGGCUAAAUACCACUAGACGUAAGUAAAAAAAUAUAUAGUUAUUAAAUAUUGGUGAACAUAAACUGUUCUGAAAUUGGGGCGAACCAGGAAGCACAAACCAAAGCUGAUACACCAGUUAGUAACUUAACUAAAACUAUUGACUGUUCAAACUACAAAUGGUUGGAAGAGGUAAACAAAAACAUUGUAGAAUGAUCCUUUAACUCGGUGAGCGUUGAUGAUUCCAGUCUUAUUUUCAUAUGAUCUGUUCAAGCCAAGGCCCCAAGGCCCCCUUUAUAUGUCUUUUCUAACCAAAGAUGCUGAAAGGUGGUUGUAUUUUUUUUGUGUGCAGGUACACAUGCCAACUCAAACAGAAAAGGGACUGUACAACGAGGCUAACAUGAUCAUUUUGUUUUGUUGAUCGGUUAAUAAAUGUCACAUGGUUUGGA
This is a messenger RNA of Anarrhichthys ocellatus (wolf-eel), 2575 nucleotides long. It is a transcript of the gene rnf121, whose product is annotated as ring finger protein 121. The transcript is spliced from 9 exons. The record is from RefSeq and is a predicted model, not a curated record. NCBI's taxonomy places the organism in Eukaryota, Metazoa, Chordata, Actinopteri, Perciformes, Anarhichadidae. Gene Ontology annotation, molecular function: ubiquitin protein ligase activity; metal ion binding. Gene Ontology annotation, cellular component: endoplasmic reticulum membrane; Golgi membrane. The coding region runs from base 16 to 1035 and encodes 339 amino acids. Gene Ontology annotation, biological process: ERAD pathway.